AACUUGCACAAGUCAAAGACAUAAAAACUGCAUUGCAAAAAGGCAGUAAAUAUAAUAAUCUUGUGAAAAAUUAUAGAGACUAUCUAAAGAAAUUGCAAGCUGAAAAAAAUCUGAAUGAUUAUAUUAAGAUAAUUGUAGUCAAAAUAUUUCUGAAUGAAAAGACAUAUACUCUAAGGCUAGAAAAUUAUUAUAAAAGAUAUACAGAUAAUGAUUU
Messenger RNA from Racocetra fulgida, 214 nucleotides. The record is from the annotation of a GenBank genome assembly. NCBI's taxonomy places the organism in Eukaryota, Fungi, Glomeromycota, Glomeromycetes, Diversisporales, Gigasporaceae.